This is a messenger RNA of Microsporum canis CBS 113480, 1071 nucleotides long. Its product is annotated as S-(hydroxymethyl)glutathione dehydrogenase. Lineage: Eukaryota; Fungi; Ascomycota; Eurotiomycetes; Onygenales; Arthrodermataceae. Gene Ontology annotation, molecular function: zinc ion binding; oxidoreductase activity. The transcript is spliced from 6 exons. The record is from RefSeq and is a predicted model, not a curated record. The coding region runs from base 1 to 1071 and encodes 356 amino acids.
AUGGCGACCAAAGAUACCAUGAACGCUGUUGUCUUCAAAGGCCCGCGUAAGAUCGUCCUUGAACAACGGCCGGUCCCAAAGGUCCAGGAUCCCCAAGAUAUCAUUGUCAAGGUCUCAUACACCGCAUUAUGUGGAAGCGAGCUUCAUGUAUAUCGUGGCCACCAGCCCUCAGGAGUCGACUUUAUCAUGGGCCAUGAAUUUACAGGCACUGUCAUCGAGGCCGGUAGUGAUGUUAAGACCGUAAAGGUUGGAGAUACAAUUGUUAGCCCUUUUACUACAUCAUGCGGAGAAUGCUUUUAUUGCAAAUCAGGCUUCUCAUCCCGAUGUGUGAAAAGCUUGCUCUUAGGCUGUCCAGCCCUAGACGGUGGCCAGGCCGAAUAUGUACGCAUGCCGCUAGCUGAUGGCUCCGUAAUGAAAGCUCCAGAGGGAAUCAAUGAACAUUGCAUAGUGCUAAUGGCGGAUAUCUUCCCAACUGGAUAUUUUGCAGCACAAAAUGGCUUUAAGCAUUUCACCAAGGAGCAAAUCUCAGAGUUAACGGUGGUCGUAAUGGGAUGUGGCCCCGUAGGGCUCUGUGCUAUUAUCAAUGCUGAAGACUAUAAGCCCAAAAACCUGCUGGCUGUCGAUUCGGUGCCCUCACGCCUGGACCUUGCCAGGUCUCUUGGAGCAGAGCCUUGGAACUUCCGGACCGAUCGAGAAGGCUUAGAGAAACGGGUCAAAGAGCUGACUGAUGGGCGUGGAGCUGACCUUGUGAUUGAAGUGGUAGGCUCAAGCCCGGCUCUCAAGAUGGGCUUUGAUCUCCUGCGGCCUUGGGGAGUGAUCAGUAGUGUUGGUGUUCACAAUGGAGAGAUCCCCUGGAAUGGAAAUCAAGCCUAUGGAAAGAAUCUUACAAUUCAAAUGGGACGAUGCCCCGUGAGGUCGAUUUUCCCCGAAGCUCUCGCGAUGCUGGAGAAGAAACAGCACCUGCUUGGAUUCAUGGCGGACAAGAUCAUGCCUCUCACUCAAGCCGUCGAGGGAUACGAUAUUUUCGACAAGAUGCAGGUUCAGAAGGUGAUUUUCAAGGCUGAUGAAUAA